UCUCCCUCUCUUUCUCUCUCUCUCUCUCUCUCUUGUCUCAAAAGUCAUGUAUAAAUACAAAGGGUUUCUCCUCCUUCAAACCAAAGCUUUCAUCAAAAUCUCUCCUCGUAACAAUAAUUUAAAAAAAAAAGAAAGAAAGAAAGAAAGAAAGAAAGAAAGGAAAAACCUUAAUUCUUCCAAAAAAGAAGAAAAGAAAAACCUUAGUUUUUCCAAAAACAAAAUUGAAGAAACAUGCCUUGUCCCACAUCAAUUAGAACCAAAAAAACCAAAGCUGUUGGAAUUCCCACCAUAGAUCUCUCCCAAAGCAGAGCAAUCACUUCCAAAUCCAUUGUUGAAGCUUGCCAAGAGUUUGGCUUCUUCAAGCUAAUCAACCAUGGAGUUCCCCAUCAUGCCAUUGCUCAACUUGAAUCCCAAGGCUUUGAUUUCUUUCAAAAACCCUCCUCCGAAAAGCACCGCGCCGGUCCUCCCAACCCCUUCGGUUACGGCUGCAAGUCCAUCGGCUCCAACGGCGACAUGGGCGACCUCGAAUACCUUCUUCUUCCCUCCCACAACCCAGCUACUUCCAUUCUCCAAAGCUCCAUCUCCAACGACCCUCUUACUUUCAGCCAUGUUGUGAAUGAAUAUGUUAAAAGUGUGAGAGACUUAGGAUGCGAGAUUCUUGACCUAAUUGGUGAAGGUUUAUGGUUACCAAACAAAUCUGUGUUUAGUAAUCUCAUUAGAGACAUCCAUAGUGAUUCAGUUUUGAGGAUCAAUUACUACCCUGGAGUCCAACACAUUGAAAAUCGGGAACUUUCAACAAAAUCUCACCCUUCAAAUGACCGAAUUGGAUUUGGAGAGCAUUCUGACCCUCAGAUCUUGACCAUCUUGAGAGCCAAUGAUGUCGAUGGCCUUCAAAUCUCUCUGCAAGACAGUAUCUGGGUACCUGUUUGUCCCGACCCGUCUGCAUUUUACGUGUUGAUUGGCGACGUUUUUCAGGCAAUGACAAAUGGGAGAUUUGUAAGUGUGAGACAUAGAGCAAUGGCAAACAACUCCAAGAAUCCAAGAAUGUCAAUCAUGUACUUUGGGGCACCAUCAUUGAAUACUUGGAUUGCACCUCUAUCAGAAAUGAUGCUUCCAAAUGACAAAUCUCUAUACAAACCUUUCACUUGGGCUCAAUACAAAAAAGCUGCCUAUUCUCUUAGAUUAGCAGACUCACGUCUUGAUCUCUUUAAGGCUUCCUAAUACUCGUAAUUACUUAUAACUCAAUCACCACUUACCAUAGCACAUAUUCUUGUACAUAAUUUAUGCAUUUGAGUUAUUGUAACUUGCUUUUGUAUAGUGGAAAUGGAAAUCUUAUAUUGGUUGGAAAAA
Cucumis melo (muskmelon) is the source of this 1350-nucleotide messenger RNA. Its product is annotated as gibberellin 2-beta-dioxygenase 2. The transcript has 3 exons. The record is from RefSeq and is a predicted model, not a curated record. Gene Ontology annotation, biological process: response to light stimulus; gibberellin catabolic process. Lineage: Eukaryota; Viridiplantae; Streptophyta; Magnoliopsida; Cucurbitales; Cucurbitaceae. The coding region runs from base 232 to 1221 and encodes 329 amino acids.